Phyllopteryx taeniolatus (common seadragon) is the source of this 2463-nucleotide messenger RNA. It is a transcript of the gene gpr61l, whose product is annotated as G protein-coupled receptor 61-like. The transcript has 2 exons. Gene Ontology annotation, biological process: G protein-coupled receptor signaling pathway. Gene Ontology annotation, molecular function: G protein-coupled receptor activity. Gene Ontology annotation, cellular component: signaling receptor complex; endosome; plasma membrane. The coding region runs from base 549 to 1841 and encodes 430 amino acids. The record is from RefSeq and is a predicted model, not a curated record. Lineage: Eukaryota; Metazoa; Chordata; Actinopteri; Syngnathiformes; Syngnathidae.
ACGUUUCAAAUGCUGGUAAUGCCUUAAUUUGGUGGGAAGUAGGACCCAGGGAAGACUGGACUUGACUGGGGACAGUGGAGUGUAUGUCACUCACUUUGAGAGAAGUGGGGGGGAAAACAGGACACACACAAUACAAUGUGUGACAGUCCGUGCCAUACACAGCACGAGUCCUGAAUGGCAGCCCUACUGUAGCAGGGCAGAAAAGAGGGACGAAGCAUCUGAAAUCAGAAUGGAGUCAGAGAUCAACUGCUGCUUAACUGGAAAUAUCUGGACCUCAUGAGGCUGUCAUCAACCUGUUGUAUUGGGUCAAACAUCUGCAAGAGCAUGGAUCUUCACCUAGGAUGCUGAGCAAUUGACUUUACACAAAGAGGGAUUUACCCCAAGAGCUUGAUUGUCCGACUUAAUUAUGUGGAAUUUCUAGACGCAACAACUCCCAAUUCUGAUUACGCUGUCUGAUUUGACCUGAGCUGUAAGAGCACACAGAAGAUCAUGGGACAUCCAGCCAUAAAGACAUCUCCGAUACAAACCGAUCCAGUUAUGCAAGAAUAAUGGCCGUGAAGUUUGAUCCCAUGGUUUCCUCUCUCUCAAAUCAGCCAGAGCCAAAUCUUACAACUGUCCCAUGGGAGCAACAUCCAACAGUUCCUUCCGACGUGGGUGUGGUCACAAGCUCCCAGUCGCAGCUCAAAGACCUUUUUGGCUUGUUUUGCAUGGUGACGCUGAACCUAAUUGCUUUGUUGGGCAACAUCGGAGUGAUGGUGGCCAUUGCUCGCGCUCCGCACCUGAAAAGGUUUGCUUUCGUAUGCCACCUUUGCGCUGUGGACCUGCUAUGCGCCAUUCUCCUCAUGCCCCUGGGGAUCAUAUCUAGCUCGCCCUUUUUCGGCACCGUCGUGUUCACUGUUCUGGAGUGUCAGGUUUACCUCUUCCUCAAUGUAUUUCUCAUCUGUUUAUCCAUUCUUACUAUCACGGCCAUCAGCGUGGAGCGCUACUUCUACAUUGUCCACCCAAUGCGUUACGAAGUCAAGAUGACCAUCAAUUUAGCUAUCGGUGUCAUGCUCCUUAUCUGGCUCAAGUCAGUUCUCUUGGCUUUGUUCACUCUGUUUGGAUGGCCGGCAUAUGGAAACCAAAGCUCAAUUGCUGCAGCCCACUGCUCUCUCCAUGCAAGCCACAGCCGCCUUAGGGGAGUAUUUGCAGUGCUCUACAGUGUUCUCUGUUUCCUGCUUCCUUCAGUGAUUAUCUUUGCCGUUUACUGCGCCGUGUACAAGGUCGCUCGUUCGGCUGCCUUGCAACAAGUGCCGACUGUCUCAACGUGGGCCAAUGAAAACCCGGAUAAGAAUCGGUCUGACUCUAUCAGCAGCCAGACCACCAUGAUCAACACCAACCGUUCUCUGGCCCAGAGACUUUCACCAAAGAGGGCGUUCAGCGGGGGCAAGGCAGCCCUCACCUUGGUAUUCAUUGUGGGUCAGUUCUUGAUUUGCUGGCUGCCCUACUUCAUCUUCCACCUGCAAAUGUCUCUGACUGGCUCCAUGCACAGCCCGGGAGACUUAGAAGAGGCCGUCAACUGGCUCGCUUUCUCCUCAUUCGCAGUGAACCCGUUUUUCUAUGGUUUGCUGAACAGGCAGAUCAGAGAAGAGCUGGUCAAGUUUCGCCGCUGCUGCCUGACCCAGCCUGUGGAUUUAGGUGUUUCCAGCCACGAGGGCUCCCUGCAAGAGAACUUCCUCCAAUUCAUCCAGAGAACCAGCAGCACAGCAGAAACCCGCUCCAGCAGUGUCAACACCAGUCCCAAAAACACUAUGGACCACGGGGUUAAGAUCCCUGGGCAAAUACCAGAAGUUCACAAUUAGGUCUAAUGUUUUGAUGUUACAUUUUUCUAUACUUAAUUAGCCUUUUGUUAUUUAAUUGCAGUACUACAUCCUGGGCGGUCUUUCACUUUUUGGCAUGGGUGCUUUGGCUAUACCAUAAACUAUUUCAUGGUUGUGGUAAACUUUAUUUUUUAAAUUUAAAUAAUGGUGGGGCAUCUACCAUUCAUGCCACUUUUCCACUGUACAGUACCGACUCGCCUCUGCUCUUCCUUGCUCACCACACUGCCCCACACAGCAAAUAAAGGACAGCGAAAGAUGCCAUGAACACAAACUUGUAUUACUCCCAAAAACAUUUAUACACAUUUCCACCCAAAUGCCAUCUGCUGGAUGUGGUGCGGCACUGCAAAAUGUUCGUGCAAAUGUGUAUCUCAUGUAGUUUUCAAAAGUGCAACUAUUGUGAUGUGACGCAAGAAUUGACAGUAAUGUACUCGAUGGAAAAUAAGCUGCUUUAAAGUGCACUUUUUUUCCCCAUGUCCGUACCAUUGAAGAGUUACCGAUUGAGCUUUGUAAAGUACUGGCUGUUAAUGUUGCCUGGUAAUGGUGCGACUUGAAAAGCAGUAGCAUAGCACAACUCCCACAUAUCAAUAAAUGAUCCCAUCAGCCA